Molecule: messenger RNA, 1314 nt
Organism: Heterotrigona itama
Lineage: Eukaryota; Metazoa; Arthropoda; Insecta; Hymenoptera; Apidae
Source: the annotation of a GenBank genome assembly
CUAUGUAUAGUGAUUAUAUGUAUAUAGUAGCAAAAUUACUGAAAAACUUACUUCUGUUAAAAUUUAUAUUGCAAUACAGUUUACAAUUAGCGUAUAAAGUGUAAAUAUAAAGUUACUCGUAUCAGCAAAUACAUUUGUCGAUUGGACGUAAAGUGAGGAGCAUGAAUUUGUCGGAGUGGGGAACGAAGAAGCAUUCAUUCGUAAAUGCACAAUAUAGAAAAAAGCGUCAGAAAUUAUUUGAACACGUGCAGUAUAUAAGUAGUAGUAUAAUGUUAUACUCUGUAUAGCAUUGUGUCAAGUGUAAAUAAUUUAGAGCGAAAAGCGAGGAACAUUUCAGAAAAUAAUACAAAAUGUCAUCGAGACGUCCGGAACAUUUAGCUCCACCAGAACUGUUCUCGAAUGAUAGAUAUACAGAAUCAAAUGUGUAGACGCGCCAUGGAACUUCUUCUACUGCCGGAGAAUACGGCGCAUUUACUCUUAGAUGUUGGAUGUGGUUCUGGCUUGAGUGGCAGUGUGAUCAAAGAGUAUGAACACGAAUGGAUAGGGAUCGAUAUAUCUUCCGCAAUGCUUGGCGAGUCUUCUGAAAAUCUGAUAUUUUUCGUACGAUGUAUUUGCAUAAUUUUAAUCGUGUGAAUGUAUUCGACAACAGGUGUGGCGCUAGAAAGGGAGGAGGUAGAUGGAGAUUUGAUUUUAGGGGAUAUGGGUCAAGGAAUGCCGUUUAAAGCAGGAACUUUUGACGGAGCAAUUAGUAUUUCUGCAUUACAAUGGUUGUGUAACGCAGAUAAGAAUUCUCAUGAUCCACCGAAACGAUUGUACAAAUUCUUUUCCACUCUAUUUUCAUGUUUAUCGCGAUCAGCCAGAGCUGUGUUUCAAUUCUAUCCCGAAAAUAACGAACAGAUCCAAUUAGUUACAACACAAGCGACAAAAGCAGGUUUUUACGGAGGUGUCGUCGUAGAUUUUCCAAACAGUACCAAAGCGAAAAAAUAUUUUUUGGUUUUAAUGACUGGAGGAACUACCGUUCUUCCAAGAGCUUUAGGCGUUAAUGAAACUGAUUCGGUUGUCCCGUACGCAUCUAGAAGAGAACAGAUGAGAAAAGCUAAAGGUAAAUACAUGAAGAGUAGCAAAGAUUGGAUAAUCGAAAAGAAAGAAAGACGUAGAAAACAAGGAAAGAAAGUUCCAGAAGAUUCAAAAUAUACUGGAAGAAGAAGAUGUGGAAGAUUUUAACAACAAAUAUUUGUCUGUUUUUCGCGAAUACUAGACUUCCGACAUUGAGAAAAUAAGUGUAUAUAUAUACAUAUAUAUAUAUUAAAAUAA